GGGGCGCAACGGGACAGGUUCUAUCCCACACGCGGCUUUGUUAUGCAAGAAGUUUGUCCCUCCGGCCCGCUGUAGUUUGUGUGAGAAGAGAAUGUAGGGCAGAGGUGACCGCUGUAUACUCUGUACUGUACACACCGAGAUCAUCCCACAGAGGCGGCUGCAGAUGUUUGGCUCUGUCUAAUGAUGGAGAAUCGUGUGUUUGAGUCCGUGGAGGAGAGGACCUUCCAAUACCAGGAGUCUCUGCCUCCCCUCCCUGUCCCUUCCCUGGAAGAGUCCUUGUCCAAGUACUGCGAGUCAGUUAAACCUUUUUUAAAUGAACAAGAAUACGAGAAGACUUGUAAAAUCGUAAAAAAAUUUGAAACCGGAAUUGGCCAAGAACUCCACCAGAAACUAUUAGAAAGGGCUAAAACAAGAAAGAACUGGUUGGAAGAAUGGUGGUUGAAUGCUGCGUACCUCGAUAUUCGGAUGCCUUCCCAACUCAAUGUCAACUUUGGGGGUCCUGGUCCUUACCUAGAACAUUACUGGCCUGCCAAGCCUGGCACCCAACUGGAGAGAGGCUGCAUAGCUACGUGGCACACACUUAAAUACUGGGAACUCAUUAGAAGGGAGAAGCUGGGGGUGCACAAGGCUGGUAAUAAACCACUAGAUAUGCACCAAUUUCGAAAUCUCUUCAACACUUGUAAGAUCCCAGGUGUCACCAGAGACUCGAUUGUCAACUACUUUAAGACUGAGAGCGAAGGCAGUUGCCCCACCCACCUGGUGGUCAUGUGUCGGGGGCGAAUCUUCAUCUUCGAAGCUGUCGUUGACGGCCAAAUCCUUUCCCCGCCAGAGAUAUUCAGGCAGCUCUCUUAUGUUCAGAACAUAUGCCAAAGUCAGCGUGACGGGAUUGGGAUUUCCGCUCUGACCACAGAGGAGAGGACCCGCUGGGCUCUGUCUCGUGAGCAUCUGAUUAGUCUAGACCCAAAGAAUCUUUCUCAUCUUGAGCGAAUCCAAAACAGCCUGUUUGUUGUGUCUCUCGAUGAAGACAGUCCACAUGGAACUCCUGAAGAUUACAGCCAGAUUGCAUAUAAAGCUCUGGCUGGAGACCCAACUGUGCGCUGGGGGGACAAGUCUUACAACUUCAUCAUGUGGCGCAAUGGAGUGUUCGGCUCCAACUGUGAUCAUGCUCCCUACGAUGCCAUGGUGCUGGUGGCUAUGAGUGACUACAUCGAUCAGAACUUAAAGGCCUCCGAGGGACGUUGGAAGGGUCCUAUGUCAGUCCAGGAAUUGGCGCAACCCGCAGAGCUGGUUUUCACUGUGGAUCAGAAAAUCCUAAAUGACAUCGCUCUUGCCAAAGCACAGUAUCAUACUCAGGCCUCAGAUCUCCAGAUUGCCAACUAUGCCUUUACUUCCUUUGGGAAGUCACUAGUGAAGAAGAAGAAGCUCCAUCCAGACACCUUCGUGCAACUGGCUCUACAAUUAGCUUUCUAUAAACUUCAUGGCCGUCCCGGAUGUUGUUAUGAAACGGCCACUACUAGAAUGUUCUACCACGGGCGCACUGAGACUAUGAGACCCUGCACUAUGGAGGCCGUGACCUGGUGCCGCUCCAUGCUGGACCCUUCCUCUAGUCUCGCCGAGCGACAGAGGUUGAUGCUCAGCGCUUUUGCGAAACAUAACAAAAUGAUGAAGGAAUUCCAGCAGGGGAAAGGAUUUGAUCGCCAUCUGCUGGGUCUCCUCCUCAUUGCAAAAGAACAAGGGAUUGCCGUGCCAGAGCUCUACAACGAUCCAGCCUUUACAAAAAGUGGAGGAGGUGGAAAUUUUGUCCUUUCCACCAGCCUCGUUGGCUACACCAAUGUCCAUGGAGGUGUAGUCCCCAUGAUACAUGACGGAUACGGCUUUUUCUAUAGAAUCCGGGAUGACAGGUUUGUAGCCGCCUGCACUGCCUGGAAGUCCAGCCCGGAGACAGACGCUGAAAAGCUCCUGCGGACCGUGUUCCAGAACUUUCAGGAGAUGAUCCAGCUGACGGUGAACGCCCAGCUGUAGUCUGGGAGGAGGUUGUCAAGAACACACUGUUGUCUCCAGUUAUUCACUAACAAUGCACAUUACUGGCACAAGGUUUACACUUUCGUAGCGAUCAAUACUUGUAUAUCUAGGUGCUGCAAGCUUACAGACAGAGUCUGGUUUAUUGUUCUUAUUAUAGUGGCUUACAAAUAUCAUGCAGAGGUGUGUAAUGCAGCAUGGGCUGUGGAUAAUUGGGAUCCUUGUCUUUUGACAGUGAUCACCUAACAUAGGAUUGUUGUCUAUACACCAUGUUAAAACCAAUGUCUGUCAGCCUGUAACUGGGAGAAUAGAAUUAUUAAACUCUAUUUUUGUAGUUUUCUGCAGUAGAGGUCCAGACUAACAUUAGAUGCUGCCUCUCUGUAAUAAAAUCCAAUCCAAACCAGAACAGAAACAUAAAAAAUAUUCAGACUUUAACCAACUCUCGCCCAGCCUAUUGUAACAAAAAAAAACAUGCUAAGCAGGACAAGGUUACCCCAGGAGGGUAUCGUAUAAGGUCCUCCCAUUUGCGUGCUUUGUGUGUGCCCAAGGGGGCAUGCAGCGGCGCAAUCUGUGGCCCACUUUGUCCUGUGAAACAUAGAUCGUUGUACCCGGCCACUGUGCACAGUUACAGCAAUCACUCCAGUUGACAACACAGGCUUUCAUUUAUAGCUAGUGUAUAUACUACUGGGAUCGCUGUGAUUGCUCACAGUGAUCUCAUGGUACAGGGCCAAUCACAGCAGACCUUUACUAUGCGAUAGUUGUGGCCAAUCACAGCCAUCAAGAUAAUACGCAAUGGCACAUGAAUGUAUGCCAUUCAUAAGAAUGAUUGCUUAUAACACUGAUCAGAUCAUCAAUGUAGUACAAAAUCAUA
Molecule: messenger RNA, 2890 nt
Organism: Rana temporaria (common frog)
Lineage: Eukaryota; Metazoa; Chordata; Amphibia; Anura; Ranidae
Gene: CROT
Product: carnitine O-octanoyltransferase
Exons: 17
Coding region: 181-2022 (613 amino acids)
Cellular component (GO): peroxisome
Molecular function (GO): carnitine O-octanoyltransferase activity
Source: RefSeq, a predicted model, not a curated record